AUGACUUGGGAAUCAGUCGAACAACUGUACAAAAGUGCAGGUCAAGAUCAUCUAUUUCACCAUAUUAAUUCACUUUCUCAUGAAGAAAAAGAAAUUUUUUAUUCUAACUUAAGUAAUAUGGCUAAUAGAGGUCCCCCAUCCAAGCUACUUACUGAUUGUCAAAAUGCAAUUAAAUUACAAGAAUUAAAUUCUCAGGUGGAUCCUAACUUAAUCAAGCCUUUGCCAUCUACUUCUUUUCAUUCGAUUAUUGGAAAUGACGAAGCUACUAAUGAAUAUUAUAAGUUAGGUUGUGAUGCUAUUUCAAGGGGUGAAGUUGCCAUUAUUUUAAUGGCUGGUGGUCAAGGUACAAGACUUGGUUCAACUUUACCUAAAGGUUGUUACGAUAUCAAUCUGCCAUCACAUAAAUCUUUAUUCCAAAUUCAAGGUGAAAAGAUUAUUUCUUUGCAAAAAAUUUGUAAUGAUUGUGUUAUACCUUGGUAUAUUAUGACUUCGGUUCCAACAAGAGAUGCCACUGAGAAAUUUUUUGUAGAUAAUAACUAUUUUGGAUUAAGAAAAGAUCAAAUUAUCUUUUUCAAUCAAGGAACCCUACCAGCUUUCAGCUCUGAUGGUAAAAAUAUAUUAUUGGCAAACCCAUUGCAAUUAGUAGAAUCCCCAGAUGGGAAUGGUGGUCUUUACAGAUCAUUAAGGGAUAACCACAUUGUUGAAGACUUCAAGAAAAGAGGCAUAAAACAUAUUUAUGUUUAUUGUGUUGACAACGUGCUAUCCAAGCUGGCUGAUCCCGUCUUUGUUGGAUAUGCGAUAAAAUAUAAUUUUCAAUUAGCAACUAAAGCAGUGAGAAAAAGGGACGCUCAUGAAUCAGUUGGUUUGAUUGUUGCCAAAGACAAUCGUCCCUGUGUCAUUGAAUAUUCUGAAAUUUCCAAAGAAUUGGCAGAGAGCACAAACGAACAGGGUCUUUUGCAAUUUCGUGCUGCAAAUAUUGUUAAUCAUUAUUAUCAUAUUGAUCUUUUAUCUAAGUUUCUAAAUGAAUGGUGUGAUAAUAUUCCCUACCAUGUGGCUAGAAAAAAGAUUGCAUCUUACGAUAAUAUAAAAGAUUGUUAUAUUAAGCCAGAACAACCUAACGGUAUCAAAUUAGAACAAUUUAUUUUCGAUGUUUUUCCUACCAUUCCAUUAGAUAAGUUUGGUUGUCUUGAAGUUGAAAGAUCGGACGAAUUUGCACCUUUGAAAAACGCACCAGGUUCAAAAACAGAUAAUCCAGAGACAAGUCGUUUAGCUUACUUAAGGCUUGGAACACAAUGGCUAAAAGAUUCAGGUGCUCUUGUCGGGGAGAAUGUUCUUGUAGAAGUUUCUAAUAAGUUAAGUUAUGGUGGUGAAAAUUUGGAACAAUUUAAAGGUGUCAAUUUUAAUAAAAAUGGGGCUUACCUGGAAUAA
This is a messenger RNA of Arxiozyma heterogenica, 1428 nucleotides long. RefSeq names its product UDP-N-acetylglucosamine diphosphorylase (gene QRI1). Gene Ontology annotation, biological process: UDP-N-acetylglucosamine biosynthetic process. Gene Ontology annotation, molecular function: UDP-N-acetylglucosamine diphosphorylase activity. Bases 1 to 1428 code for a protein of 475 amino acids. Lineage: Eukaryota; Fungi; Ascomycota; Saccharomycetes; Saccharomycetales; Saccharomycetaceae. The transcript has a single exon. The record is from RefSeq and is a predicted model, not a curated record.